AUCACGUGACAAAUAUGUACAGAAGUUACAGGACAGAAUAUUCUGUGAAAGAUUUCAUUUCCAAAUAUCAUACAAAGUUUCCCCUCCUAGCGGUCGUUACUCAAGGUUACCAUGGAAACAGUGAUUUGGACACAUUUGCUACCGGACAGGUAAUACGGAUACAUUCCGUGAAGGCAGUUCCACGAGUUAUUGGAAUAAUUGCAAACGAUGACUGCACCCGUACCACAAAAGCUUUAAGUUUACCGUUAUCAGCAAACAGAGACAUUUGGAUUAAAACAAGUAAAGGGAGACGGAAGUCACUUGCAAAAAUAACAAGGAAAGGACUACUACCAUACGAAGGUUUUAUAUCUAACGAUGAUCCGCUGGGCAAAUAUAAUGACGCUUCUUGUUUUCAUCAAAAGUCAAUACAACUUCUGCUCGAGAGACAAGUAGAGCUACGAUUUCUCCUGGGCAAUCCUGUUAGCGGAGUUGAGUUGUUGAACCGUAUCCUAGUCUUACCAGAGUAUUUACAAGAUCUACGUUUGUCUGUUGUAAUUGGGAUCGAAGGAUUGAACACAGAACAAUGGAACAAGUUACAAACCUAUAUGGUAGAAGUUGUACAAACGUACAUCAACUUUGACAACUUUAAUUUCUCCGAAGGUAUAAUUGCACUUCCGGACACAGACGAUGAAACACACACCUUACACACCUAUGAAUAUAUUUACUGUAAUCCCCUGAAUUCACAAGGGACUACAAAAAAAGAAGAAUACGAUAGCUUACAGCCAAAGCCUUUAAACAAUUCACAGGAACAUAUUUAUCAUACCAUUCCGGAUAAUAAUUGUGAAUAUCUAUCAUUUCAAUCUUUGGAAUGGAAACAGAUGUUGAAUAUGGGAGAUGAAAAAGACGCAACCGGAAGUUCAUUACAAAAUGCAGAAAAUUUACCGGAUAGCGAUUCGUCAACAACAAAAAAUGUACCUCCUCCAUUACCUCGCAAACCAAUCAGACAUAAGGUUGAAAUAUGUCCAGAUGCUGGUUUUGAUAAGAAAUGUCAUGCUUCGAACACAACACAUUUAGAAUCAGAGGAAACCGCUCAAGCGGCGGAUCAAAGUAAUCAAAUAACAGAAAUGAGUAUUAAAGAUAUUGGAAAAAUCUUGGAACGUCUAAACCUACAUGAAUAUGUGGACUCCUUUGCAGGCGCACUCGUAGAUGGGAUGAUAUUAAAAGAGUUUAAUAAAACGACAUUGGAGGAAUUCGGUUUUAAAUCAAUACAAUCAAUUAGACUUCUGAAGUUUAUCCAGUGUGGACAUAUCCCUAAAUAACUAACGUAAACUUUUCUGUAUUGACUAAAUAAACUAUAAAGAAGCAUCAUACAAAUGGGAGUCUUAGAAAUUAUAAAACCAGACUUAACCCACUCAUCUAAUUAGAAAAUGUUUGUAUCGAGUCAGCAAUCAUUUGUGUUCCAUUCGUCUAUUGGUUGAGAUAGUCUAAUGUUUGACUUUGUCAGGUUGUAUAAAGUUUUCCAGUUUUGAAUAUUUCUGUGGAGUUUCUAAUGUUUUACUGUUUAAUUAAUAGCGAUAAAUAUUCAAAUGCAACAUUGUUUAUAGCGUUCAUUUAGAUUGGAGAACAUCACCACGUCUUCUUCUUUUGGUUCAAUGCUCUAGGCGUGUUUUAUGAUGACU
Molecule: messenger RNA, 1658 nt
Organism: Mytilus trossulus (common blue mussel)
Lineage: Eukaryota; Metazoa; Mollusca; Bivalvia; Mytilida; Mytilidae
Exons: 6
Coding region: 15-1298 (427 amino acids)
Molecular function (GO): protein binding
Source: RefSeq, a predicted model, not a curated record